Molecule: messenger RNA, 1329 nt
Organism: Drosophila bipectinata
Lineage: Eukaryota; Metazoa; Arthropoda; Insecta; Diptera; Drosophilidae
Source: RefSeq, a predicted model, not a curated record
AGAAACAUAUUCUGUUAAGGUUUUAAUCGAUCUAUAGUUUGAAAUUUCGUCAAAAAAGUCAUGUUUCCAAAUUACUGCUUUACUAAAUCAGCCAGGCAGUCCGGCUACGAUGUUAUAAGGAGAAACUAUAUUACCAAGGAUAGUUCCCAGCGAAUUGGCCGACAACCCCCCCGACGUGAAGUGAAGUCCGCCGCCGGCAGUGCCCGAAAUAACUCCGAAGUCCGGUACGGGUGCGAACCCCGCGAUUCCCCAGUAAAACGCAGUCGGCGCCAGAAGAAGGUGCCCAAGUGGAGCUCUUCGUCUCCGAAAGCCUCGUCCUCACGCAGCGUUGGUUUCCGACUGCCGGCAGUGGUCUGCACUGGAGCCAGAGAGAGCCGCGAAGCCGCCGGCGACGACAAGACCCGGAGCGAAAAAGGAGGCAUGGGUCCCGAAAAUUCAAGCGAUCUCAAUCGCGAGCUACAGGAGUCCUUUGCAGACUUCUUCAGCAUAAUCCACGACAAUGUCCUGGAAUCGGUGCAGGGUGCGGUCGAGAAAAUGGUGUCGAAAUGCUUUGCCGAUUCUAUGGAGAAAAUGGAUCGCAUCUCCAAGGAUCUGGUGCAGCAGGAGACAUUGCUAAAUAAAAUCUAUCGCGAUGUUACCAACAAAAUAUCGGACCAAUGCGAAACGAACAUGAAUCAGUUCAAGUUCGUCACCCAAAUGCUGAUUGACAACCAGACGGUUCACUACCGGGCGCUCAACCAGGCGAAGCUAAACAAGCAGCGCCGCAAGGAACAGAAGGAGGAGGAAAAGCAGCGGAAGAAGGUCAACGAGCGGAAGCGGAAGGAUUCGCAGAUGGAGCGGGAGCGCAGGAAACGGGGCUCCAGCGUCGACAUAUCCAGGAGACCCGCUGGCGGGGCGGGUAAGGAGUGUGCCCAUCGACAACCGCAACAUCAGCUCUGCCAGCAACAGGUGCCCGUGACUUACAUUUGCCAGUCCUGCUCGGAGCAGGAGGCGAAGGCCCGACCGCCGUCGAGGCACCGAACCGGUCCCGUUCCCAUUCGAAGAUCCGCCUCACACAGCAUGCCAAACCUGCCGAGUCGCAACUCCGUGCCUGGAAAGCUGCACAGCUCAUCCACCAGGUUCCCGAGGGUGCCCAUCGGCCGCCAGUUCAACAGCAAGAUGGCGCAGGCCCUCUGCGCGCCGGCUAUGACCUAUCCACCUAGCCAACGCAGUGGAUCGACUCCGCGUCGAAAGCUUCUGCCGCGGAUAAAGUCCGGAGUAGGACUGUCGGAGGGCAAGCUGGGGAGAUAGUCAACCUUUAGUUUUACAACCCUCGGCCCCUAGUCCAGA